This is a messenger RNA of Cutaneotrichosporon cavernicola, 1713 nucleotides long. RefSeq lists its product as uncharacterized. The coding region runs from base 1 to 1713 and encodes 570 amino acids. Gene Ontology annotation, biological process: carbohydrate transport; transmembrane transport. NCBI's taxonomy places the organism in Eukaryota, Fungi, Basidiomycota, Tremellomycetes, Trichosporonales, Trichosporonaceae. The record is from RefSeq and is a predicted model, not a curated record. The transcript is spliced from 7 exons. Gene Ontology annotation, cellular component: membrane. Gene Ontology annotation, molecular function: carbohydrate:proton symporter activity.
AUGAAGAAGGUCGGCCACGCCCCUGACCCCGACGCGAUCCCGACGCUAGCCCAGCUCGGCGUCGAGCUCCACCCCGACACCCUCCACUUUGUCGAGGACCCCCGUGCGCUCGCCGACGCUCUGGGCGGGAACAGCGUCAUCAAUGUGUUUCGCAACCCCAUCGUCUUCCUCGCUGCGCUUUGCGCUUGCGUGGGCGGUCUCAUGUUCGGCUUUGACCAAGGUAUCCUCUCCAUCGUGCUCACGAUGAAGCAGUUCCUUGGGGUGUUCCCCGAGACCGACAUCAACGUCACUUCAAAGGCCGGACUCAACAAGGGUGUCAUGACCGCGCUUCUCGAACUCGGCGCGUUCCUUGGCGCCUUCAUGAGUUCUUUCGUGGCGGACAGAUAUUCGCGAAAGAUGAGCAUCGUGUUCGGCUCUGUGUGGUUUGUCAUCGGUAGCAUCCUCCAGGCCGCCAGUUACAGUUUCGCGCAGCUCGUUGUAGGCCGCUUCAUCGGCGGUAUCGGCGUCGGAGUCCUUUCUUCGACAGCGCCAAUGUACAUUUCGGAGAUUGCGCCUCCCAACAUUCGCGGCGCGUUCCUCGUGCUCGAGGCAUGGUCGAUCGUCUUUGGCGUCGUCGUCAUGUUCUAUAUCACGUACGGUACUCGGAACAUGAACAACGACUGGUCGUUCCGUCUCCCUUUUACCAUACAGAUGGCACCUAUCGUCAUUCUCGCGGGGCUUCUCUUUUUCCUCCCCUACUCGCCCCGCUGGCUCGUCCAGGUGGGACGCGACGAGGAGGCGCUUCAGAGCCUCGUCCGCCUCCGCCGCCUUCCUGCAACCUCUCCCAUCGUCCAGGCGGAGUGGAUCACGAUCCGCGCAGAGGCCAUUCGAAACCGCGACGUGCUCGUCAAGGGGCACCCCAAGCUUGUCGGUGACGACAUCAAGAGCGUGCUCAAGAUGGAGGCCGCGAGCUGGGUCGACAUGUUCCGCCCGGGGGUUAUCAAGCGUACUAUGAUCGGCGUGGCACUCAUGGUUUUCCAGCAAUUUACAGGAAUCAAUGCACUCAUCUACUACUCGCCGACCCUCUUCCAGCAGCUUGGCCUCGAUUACGAGAUGCAGAUCACAAUGAGUGGCGUGCUGAACUGCACGCAACUCGCGGCGGUCACAGUCGCCUUCCUCUUCCUCGACAAGGUCGGCCGCCGCCCGCCCCUUAUUCACGGGGCGUGGAUGAUGGCGGCUUCACAUUUUAUUGUGGCGGCCAUGAUUGGCGUAUACGGCAAGGACUGGGCAGCGCACGGGACCCAGGCGUGGGUUGGCGUUGCUUUCAUCCUCCUCUUCGUCUUCUCGUACGGCAUGGGCUGGGCACCGAUACCCUGGACCCUGCCCGCCGAGGUGCACUCCUCGAGCCGCCGCGCUAAGGGUGUCGCGAUCACCACUUGCACAAACUGGUUCUGUAACUUUAUUAUCGGCCUCAUCACUCCGCCCAUGGUCCAGGGCACAGGCUUUGGCACCUUCAUUUUCUUCGGUUUAUGGGCAGUUGGAGCCUUCGUGUGGGCAAUCUUAGUCCCCCCCGAGACCAAGGGCAAGACGCUUGAGCAAAUCGACGCUGCAUUCCAUUCGCACGAUGCAGCCGACGAGGUGGCCGCCAAGCGCGCGAUCCUGAGCUCAAUUGUUGGCACCGACUACAGUCGCAACAACUCUAAAGAUGAUCGGGAGUGGGUAGAGAGUGCUUAA